This is a messenger RNA of Scleropages formosus (Asian bonytongue), 3279 nucleotides long. Its product is annotated as zinc finger protein 189-like. Gene Ontology annotation, biological process: regulation of gene expression. The transcript is spliced from 3 exons. Bases 333 to 2894 code for a protein of 853 amino acids. Lineage: Eukaryota; Metazoa; Chordata; Actinopteri; Osteoglossiformes; Osteoglossidae. Gene Ontology annotation, cellular component: nucleus. The record is from RefSeq and is a predicted model, not a curated record.
AUACUGUGGCAAUAUGGCUGCCAAAGGAGGAAGAACAAAGAAGGGUGUGCGGGGGGCCUGAGAGGAGCGACGACGGCGGCGGCGGAGGGAGGCUCCGGUCAGCUGUGAUAUCGUUAAAGACUUGCGACUGGACCUUUAGUCGUUCCCCCCAAUGGAGAGCAGACUGACUCGAACUCGUGUGUUUGCACAGGUUUGAUGAACGAGGAAAGCGCGUGCGGAAACAGUGGCAGACCUUUGCGAAAUAAACACUCACUGUCUGCUUUUCCCCACUGGAAACGUUUUUUUUUUUUUUUUUUUUAAAAAUAAAAUUUAUUUAAAACAUUGGAGAACCGAUGCGCAGCAUCAUGAAUAUAUCUGGAAAUUCUGAGGAUGUAAAGCACAGUGGAGACUGUCAAUCAGAAUUAAUCUCCAAGCUCAAACAAGAAGAGGAAGAGCCCUUGUGGGAGACAGAAAGUCAUGUGGAAGAUGUCUGUAAUGUGAAUGUCAGUACUUUGACCAACUUGAAUGAGGAAAAAGACCAUUUAGACACAACGGUGGAAUUAAAGCCAAGUUUUGCAAACUUCCAAAGCAGUGUGAUGUUAUCCACUGAAGAACAUCCUGAAAGGAGACCAUACAAGUGCUCACAGUGCUCUGAGUGUUUGAGAUCUGAUAACUGUGAAACACACCAGCAAACUUACAAAUGUGAGAAGCAAAGUUUCCAAGAAAUCCUUCCAAGUAAGAAAUAUUGUUGUUCCCACUGUUUGAAGACCUUUGCCACGCUGUCGCAUUUUAUAGUUCAUCAGCAGAUACAUAGAGGAGAACGAGGAGCGGAGAGACCUUUCAACUGCUCUCAGUGUGGAAAAAGGUUCUACAGGGAGUCGGGUCUGAAGGCACAUGAGCAGAAUCACAUGAGAGGGACAUCGCACCGCUGUGUUCAGUGUGGCAAGCUAUUCUCCAAAAAGUCUAUUUUGACAAAGCACCAGCAGACUCACACCACCAAGGAGCUGUACUGCUGCUCCACAUGUCCUCAGAAUUUUAGCUCAAAACAGUUGGAUGAGAAGCACAUGGGGCAGAGCCAUGCUGGGCAGAGGGUCUUCUGCUGUUCCCAAUGCAGGAGGAGCUUCCCCACUGAGCAUAGUCUGAAAAAACACUACCAUGAAAAGCCUCAUACUGUGGUGAAGCCUGCAAAAUGGAAAUCAUACUGCUGUUCCUACUGCAGUAAAACCUUUGCUUCACUGUCACUUUUCUUUGUACACCAGCAAAUCCACAGAGGGAAUGGCAAAGGAGGGAGGCCAUUCAGCUGCAGUCAGUGUGGGAAAACCUUUUACAGAGAGAAGGGUUUGAAAACACAUGAGCAGAAGCACGCAGAGGAGGAAGCACUCUGCUGCUCUUCCUGUGGGGAGUCCUUCACCUCAAAGUGUCUUCUCAUGAGGAAUCAGCAGACUCGCCCUAUGAGGAAACCAUCCAAGUGCUCUGAAUGUGAUAGUCAAUUUGUGGAUUUAAGACCACCUCCAUGUUAUUACUGUGGGAAGAUGUUUUCAGCAGAUCUCACACUCCAGCAGCACCUGCAAACUCAAAGAGACACAUCGGUGGAUAGGUUCUGUGUCCAUAAGCAAAGUUCUGCAGGAAAUGGUUGCUCACCAUCACCUAAAAAUGUAAAGAGAAUGAACAAAGACCUGGUGAUGGAUCACAAGACUGAGAGAAAGAACUGUAACAUUAAAGGUUCACUGCAGUUUAGUCCAUGCUUGAAAUGUACAGAGUGCCAUUACUUGGAAAAGCAAAGUGACACACAGAAGAAAACUCUGGAAGAAGGUGGACCAUCAGAAGAAAAGCCCUGCAUAGUCCUUCAGAACUUUACAAGUCCUUUGACUGACAAAGGGGAGACAUCAAUGAAACAAACCACAGACAAUUUGGCUGAAAAUGCAGGAAAACCCAACAAUCCUGACAAAAUGUCACUGAGUGAAGAAUCACAGAUGGUUUUGCAGGACAGCGGCCUUCUUGAUGGGAAUGACCCCUUUGGAGAGGGCUGCUACCAAAACGUUGUGAUCGUGGAGGAAGUGAAAGAAGAGCAGGUGGAUCACAGAGACUCAGAGUCUUUGGAAAUGAAUAAGCAUGUAUCUGAUACAAAAGACACCUCUUCUGUAGAGACUCGAAGAACAGAAAACCUGAAGAGACACCAGCAGAUUCACACCGUAGAAAUUCAUCAACCCUCAGCCUGUGGGCAGAGCUUCUUCAGCGAGAAUGCUGCUGUGCUCAACAGCCAAAGGCUCACCACAGAUGGAUUCUGCUCCCAGGAGGUAAUCGAGGGGAUAAAAACAUACCGUUGUCUCGAAUGCGGGAAACGUUUUAACUCUUCAACCCACUACAUCGUACACUUGCAGAUCCACAGAAAAGAUGGAAAGGAAGAGAGACCAUUCAGCUGCUCCCACUGUGGGAAAAGAUUCUACCGCAUUCCGGGUUUGAAAAAACAUCAGCAAAGUGGCGUGUGUCGAGGAGCGCCAUGUUCCAGCCAGUGUGGAAAAUCACAGAGCAAGACGACCCUUCUGACUGAUCAUUGUCUGGCAGCAGAGAAAGUGCAGCGAUGCUCAAAGUGCCACCAGGGUGGAGGCACCACCAUCCCUAGACCAUGUGGAGUCAAAAACCACAAGCAAAUUCAGUCGAGGGAAAACAGUAGCAGCAGAGCAGCUCAGAGGUCAUACACCUGCUCCCAUUGUGGGAAGAGCUUCAGUGUGUUGAUGGACCACAUUGUUCACCAGCAGAUCCACCGAGGAGGAGGAAGAUCCUUCAGCUGCUCCCUUUGUGGGAAAAGUUUUUACAGAGAAGGUGGUCUUAGGAAGCACCAGCAGACUCAUGGGGUACAGGGACAUACCGUGAGUGCGACGCAUGACGAUCUCCAAACAGAGGUCUCCCCCUGAGGACGGACAGCCUUCAGCCUCCUCCCACGGCAAUGCUAUGAAAACUGACUGUCCUUAUAGAGCAGCCUCACAGAGGAUGCAGACACGUCACUCAUGUCGAGUUUGUCACCAGUGAGCUGAAUGGUCAUAUGGUCAGUGCCUUGGGUUCAACAAUGUGCUCUGUUAAUAUAGAACAAUCAGUUGAAUUCCAUAUUUAACAUUUCUACACUGAGUUUUAUUACUUUGGGUAGAAAUUUGUAUUGUAUAUUGGUGUUACAGUGCAGUGUAUAAAUCUGUUAGGUAAGUGGUUUAUAGAACUUUGACCUUGAAUAUGUCAAUUUUGUUUUGCUUGGGUGUUAUGACUACCUUAGAGGGCAACCUCUUAAUAAAAACUCCUUUUAAUUAU